UCCUUCCUGCUCAAACUUUACUUUCUCUUUCCUGAACUUCCUGUUUCUGCUGGCUGAUCGUCUCCGUGUGAAGCUCCGUGUGAAGGUGAAGGUAGAAAGUGUGUGUGAGCUGGUGUGAAUUGAGCAGCAUGGAUCAGUGUGAGGACAGAGAGGAGGGAGUCCCUCCCUCUAAAACCACUCUGUGUGGGGAACAUGAGAGCCAGCCCAAAGCUCAGAGGAACCAACCUGGACCUCCACCCAGAAAGCCUGACAAGUCUAAAAGCCCUCCCAUAGAAGACCAGCCUGUGUCUGCUGCAGAGAGGACCCAUGGGAGUCCUGCUGGACCUGAAGCCGGACCCAGCUGUGUGUCCUUAAAGAGUGACCAGUCUAGACAUGAGCCCAUUGAUUUUAAAGACCAGCAGGUGUCUGCUGCAGAGAGAGUGGACCAGCAGAGCUCAGAGGUUCCCACUGGUCAGUCUGCCCAUCAAACACACCUGGACUCCAUAUUUAUGCUGCUGGAGGACAACAUCAUCACUUUUGUGAAGAACGAGCUGAAGAAGAUCCAGAAGGUUCUGAGUCCAGAUUACCCAGAAUGCUUAGAGAGUCAAAGGGAGGAUGAUGAGCAGAGGAGCAGAAGCAGAGAGGCAUUUGUGAAGAUCACACUGGACUUCUUGAGGAGACUGAAUGAGGAGGAGCUGGCUGACCGUCUGCAGCGCAAAAUUCCCCCUGAAGGUUUUCAACAUCAUUUCAAGUCUGUCAUGAAGAAGAAGUUCCAGUGUGUGUUUGAGGGCAUCGCUAAAGCAGGAAACCCAACCCUUCUGAAUGAGAUCUACACAGAGCUCUACACCACAGAGGGAGGGACUGCAGAGGUCAAUGAUGAACAUGAGGUCAGACAGAUUGAAACAGCAUCCAGGAAACCAGACAGACCAGAAACAACAAUCAGACAAGAAGACAUCUUUAAAGCCUCACCUGGAAGAGGUGAACCAAUCAGAACAGUGCUGACAAAGGGAGUGGCUGGCAUUGGGAAAACUGUCCUAACACAGAAGUUCACCCUGGACUGGGCUGAAGGCAAAGCCAACCAGGACUUCCAGUUCAUAUUUCCAUUCACUUUCAGAGAGCUGAAUGUGCUGAGAGAGGAAAAGUUCAGCUUGGUGGAGCUUGUUCAUCACUUCUUUACUGAAACCAAAGAAGCAGGAAUCUGCAGCUUUGAAGACUUCCAGGUUGUGUUCAUCUUUGAUGGUCUGGAUGAGUGUCGACCUCCUCUGGACUUCCACAAAACUACAAUCCUGACUGACCCUAGAAAGUCCACCUCAGUGGAUGUGCUGCUGAUAAACCUCAUCAGAGGGAACCUUCUUCCUGCUGCUCGCCUCUGGAUAACAACACGACCUGCAGCAGCCAAUCAGAUCCCUCCUGGGUUUGUUCACAUGGUAACAGAAGUCAGAGGGUUCACUGACCCACAGAAGAAGGAGUACUUCAGGAAGAGAAUUAGAGAUAAGACGCAGUCCAGCAGGAUCAUCUCCCACAUCAAGACAUCACGAAGCCUCCACAUCAUGUGCCACAUCCCAGUCUUCUGCUGGAUCACUGCUACAGUUCUGGAGGAUGUGCUGAAAACCAGAGAGGGAGGACAGCUGCCCAAGACCCUGUCUAAGAUUUACAUCCACUUCCUGGUGGUUCAAGCCAAAGUGAAGAAGGUCAAGUAUGAUGGAGGAGCUGAGACAGAUCCACACUGGAGUCCAGAGAGCAGGAAGAUGAUUGAGUCUCUGGGAAAACUGGCUUUUGAUCAGCUGCAUAAAGGAAACCUGAUCUUCUAUGAAUCAGACCUGACAGAGUGUGGCAUCGAUAUCAGAGCAGCCUCAGUGUACUCAGGAGUGUUCACACAGAUCUUUAAAGAGGAGAGAGGACUGUACCAGGACAAGGUGUUCUGCUUCAUCCAUCUGAGUGUUCAGGAGUUUCUGGCUGCUCUUCAUGUCCAUCUGACCUUCAUCAACUCUGGACUCAAUCUGCUGGAAGAACAACAAUCAACCUCUAAGAAGUCUGAAACAAGAGAAUCUACAGAGAAAAACUUCUACCAAACUGCUGUGAACAAGGCCUUACAGAGUCCAAAUGGACACCUGGACUUGUUCCUCCGCUUCCUCCUGGGUCUUUCACUGCAGACCAAUCAGACCCUCCUACGAGGCCUGCUGACACAGACAGGAAGUAGCUCACAAACCAAUCAGGAAACGAUCCAGUACAUCAAGAAGAAGCUCAGUGAGAAUCUGUCUGCAGAGAAAAGCAUCAAUCUGUUCCACUGUCUGAAUGAAUUAAAUGAUCGUUCUCUAGUGGAGGAGAUCCAGCAGUCUCUGAGAUCAGGACGUCUCUCCGCAGAUAAACUGUCUCCUGCUCAGUGGUCAGCUCUGGUCUUCAUCUUACUGUCAUCAGAAAACGAUCUGGAUGUGUUUGACCUGAAGAAAUACUCUACUUCAGAGGAGGCUCUUCAGAGGCUGCUGCCAGUGGUCAAAGAAUCCAACAAAGCUCUAUUGAGUGGCUGUAACCUUUCAGAGAGAAGCUGUGAAGUUCUGUCUGCUCUCAACUUCCAGUCCUCUAGUCUCCGAGAGCUGGACCUAAGUAACAAUGACCUGCGGGAUUCAGGAGUGAGGCUUUUCUCUGCAGGACUGAAAAAUCCACAUUGUAAACUGGAAUCUCUCAGAUUGAGUGGCUGUAACCUUUCAGAGAGAAGCUGUGAAGUUCUGUCUGCUCUCAACUUCCAGUCCUCUAGUCUCCGAGAGCUGGACCUAAGUAACAAUGACCUGCGGGAUUCAGGAGUGAGGCUUUUCUCUGCAGGACUGAAAAAUCCACAUUGUAAACUGGAAUCUGUCAGUCUGUCCGGAUGUCUGAUCACAGAGGACGGCUGUACGUCUCUGGCCUCAGCUCUGAGCUCCAACCCCUCCCAUCUGAGAGAGCUGGACCUGAGCUACAAUCAUCCAGGUGACUCGGGAAUGAAGCUCCUGUCGGCUGGACUGAAGGAUCCAGGCUGGAGACUGGACACUCUCAGGGUGGAGCCUGCUGGAGUCCGAUGGUUGACACCAGGUCUGAGGAAGUAUUCCUGUCAACUCACAAUCGACACAAACACAGUGAACACAAAGCUCAAACUGUCUGACGACAACAGGAAGGUGACACAUGUGAAGGAGGUUCAGUCAUAUCCUGAUCAUCCAGACAGAUUCGAUGUUCGUCCCCAGCUGCUGUGCACAAAUGGUCUGACUGGUCGCUGUUACUGGGAGGUCGAAUGGGGAGGACUGGUUGAUAUAUCAGUGAGUUACAGAAGAAUCAGAAGGAAAGGAGAGACUUACAACUGUGUUUUUGGAUACAACGAUCAGUCCUGGAGUCUGGACUGCAUUAAAGAUGGUCCUGAUGCUGUCUGUCACAAUAACAUUCGAGCAUCCAUCUCCUCCUCCUCCUCCUCUGUCUCUAACAGAGUAGCAGUGUAUGUGGACUGUCCUGCUGGCACUCUGUCCUUCUACAGAGUCUCCUCUGACACUCUGAUCCACCUCCACACCUUCAACACCACCUUCACUGAAACUCUUUAUCCUGGGUUUUGGUUAGAAAGUGGUGCCUCAGUGUCCCUGUGCUGAGCUGAGUGUAAAGAGUGUCCUCCUGUUAGAGAAACACUGUUGAACAGAUAGUUCAGUCUGUACAUGUCUGUCUCUUUCACUCACAAACACGUUUUCAGAUUCAUGGAUUUAAUCAGUUGAUGUUUGAAACUCUUCUAAAUGAUUGUAAACUUCUUCCUCUUCAGUCCUUUAAAGUUCACAUCCAGCUCCUCUGCAUUUCCAACAAGUCUGAGCUCAUUAAAAUGAAUCCAAAUGUUUGAUUUGUCUUUCUUAACCAGUUAAGCCCUAACACCACCAGCACGGGGGCACUGGGGCUCAAGACUUAUGUGACUGUCUGUGCCGUCAAGCCUUUUAUGCAAAUAUCAACAUGUCUAGUUUCCACACAAAGCUUAGAGUCUCAGCUAAAUGCUCAUAUAAACCCAAAUCACCAAACACAGCGAAAACAAGCGAUGAUUAAAAGAGCAUUUACAUAAAUGCACAAAAGUGCGCUAAACACCAACAACCAAGCCAGAAUUUGCCAGAUGUACCCGGGUAAACAACGGCUCGUUAGCUAGCAGAGACCUCACAGAUUCCAGAACACCAAAAUUCACUGAAUCAGCCACAAAAGAAGACCACAUAAAUGUGUAGCAGCACAAAUGCUCUAAGACAGAAAGUGCCUUAUGGGACAGAUUUCCUCUAUUUUCACCAGUAGACGAUAGCCGCUGUAGCUACAACAUGUCAUCAGUUUGGGUUCAUGUGGGGCUCGCCUCACAACUUCUGAUUGGUUGAAGUGACGUGAACGCAGCAUCGUUACCAUGAUUUUAUUGACUCAAAUGAAUAAAAAUAGUUGUCAAUCAUGCAAAUCGCUCAAAAGAAGCUGAAGCUGCAGCGCCUCAGAGUUUAAAGUGCUAGAAGCCAUUAAAACUCACCAGGGUGCAGGGUAGAAAGGGCCUGUUGCCUGUCAAUCUGUUGUUAUUCUUCAAAAAUAUUUAAAAAGCAAGCAUUUUUAGGCAUGUUAAUGAAAUUACCCUUUAUGACCGGUUGGAGCGGGGACGCUUCAUUUUGCACAACUAUUUUUAAAGCCGGUAGAAUCACAACCACAUAAGCGAGCGCAAUAAUUUCUUUUGCAUAUGAAAUCGGAGGAGUUGCACUUACAUCAUCACGGUUUCCUUCCACACAUGGCUUUGUAUAACGUGUAUAAAAAGCACUUGCAGCCACAAAAACAUAAUAUUCCAGAAACAGGCUUUCCCGAUCCGAUCAGCUGUUGUUAGGAUUCAGAAAUUCUUUUAUUUCUGCCAUAUAAUCUGCCUUAUGAUAAUUGCAUUAAUAACAUGUUUUACAGCAUUAUUUUGUCAGUAAUAUUUUUUACAGGGUUAUAUUGAAGAUGUUUGUCACCACAUUGACCUUUCUAUUUACAGGUUGUGUUUAUUCUAUAUACAUUGCUUAUCUGUGCUUGUUUAGAGUUGAUGUUCCAUUCAGGAGGGUUGUAAGCUUCACUGACGCGAUGUUCAGGUGAUACAUGUUGAGGGAGGAUGAGAACAUAGCAGGUUAAUUGCAUGCAUGCUUACAAUACACAUAAAUCUAGCAACAGGCCUGAGCGAAGGCCCAAGUGUCUUCUGCUUCUUUGGAGACUGGCUGCAGUUCUGUCUACUUAGUGAUUGGUGACGAGGGUCAAUAAUUAGCCACUAGAGACCCUGAGGCUUGAAGUUUAUUACCUUAAAAGGCGAGUAUUAUAGAAGAGAGAAGUUAUAUGUCUGAUUAUAGCUAUUAAAAAUGUACAAGAUGUACCCAUGUCUGUCAAAAAUGUAUUUUUGACCUGUACUUGACGUGUACGUGGGGGCGUACAUUUUCUGUCCUAUAAAACCCCCAUUCAGUGUAUUCUUGUUAGAAGAGGACAUAUGCUGAUGCUUCUUCUCCUGUGUAAUAAACUCAUAGUUUGAUUGCA
This is a messenger RNA of Pelmatolapia mariae (spotted tilapia), 5490 nucleotides long. RefSeq names its product NLR family CARD domain-containing protein 3-like. The coding region runs from base 129 to 3587 and encodes 1152 amino acids. The transcript has 12 exons. Lineage: Eukaryota; Metazoa; Chordata; Actinopteri; Cichliformes; Cichlidae. Gene Ontology annotation, biological process: intracellular signal transduction. Gene Ontology annotation, molecular function: protein binding. The record is from RefSeq and is a predicted model, not a curated record.